Molecule: messenger RNA, 543 nt
Organism: Morchella importuna
Lineage: Eukaryota; Fungi; Ascomycota; Pezizomycetes; Pezizales; Morchellaceae
Exons: 8
Coding region: 1-543 (180 amino acids)
Biological process (GO): endonucleolytic cleavage in ITS1 to separate SSU-rRNA from 5.8S rRNA and LSU-rRNA from tricistronic rRNA transcript (SSU-rRNA, 5.8S rRNA, LSU-rRNA); translation; endonucleolytic cleavage to generate mature 3'-end of SSU-rRNA from (SSU-rRNA, 5.8S rRNA, LSU-rRNA)
Cellular component (GO): ribosome; cytosolic small ribosomal subunit
Molecular function (GO): structural constituent of ribosome
Source: RefSeq, a predicted model, not a curated record
AUGCAUAUAGCAACAGAGGCGGCCGUGGACGAGGCGGAUAUGAAUGUUGAGGAUUUGAGGCCAAUAACAGAUCACCCGCAAAAGCAGUCCCACGCAGCCCAAGCCCUAGUCUCCACAACCACCCACGACCAAACAAGCAACCAACCCCCAUCGAUACACACGGAAAUUAUCACGACCACCGACCGCACCCUAGCACACCAGCACCCCCGAUAUCAACUUCCUUUUUUUUCACCGUUAAAAACACCACCAAAAUCGCCAAAAAUGGAAAACGAUAAGGGAGAACUCGUCGACCUCUACGUCCCCCGCAAGUGCAGCGCCACCAACCGCAUCAUCAAGGCCAAGGACCACGCCUCCGUGCAGAUCUCCGUCGGAAAGGUCGACGAGACCGGCCGCUACACCGGCGAGAACAUCACCUACGCCCUCCCAGAGGGAUGGUCUGUUGAAGAACGUUUGGUCGGCGGCGCGCCAGCACUAGAGGGUUUUUUUCUUUCUUUUCGCUGGGGUCAGGCAUUUGUGUUUUUAACAAAAAUAAAAAAAGCAUAA